Messenger RNA from Porites evermanni, 7455 nucleotides. The record is from the annotation of a GenBank genome assembly. NCBI's taxonomy places the organism in Eukaryota, Metazoa, Cnidaria, Anthozoa, Scleractinia, Poritidae.
AUGUGGCUUGUGUGUUUCUGGUCAUUCUGCAUGUCGUUUAUUUCUUUUUUAGAGUGUAACUGCACAGCUAACCAGACCAUUGCAAUCUCAACCUGUGACCAGAGAUCUGGUCAAUGCCAGUGUCGUGUCAGUGAAGCAGGAGGACUGUACGGUGGUAGACAGUGUGAAGGAUGCGCUAAGCCAUACACCGUCGGUGAGUGGUUUUAUUUUUGGCCUGUUUAUACAGCAACAGCAACUUUCGCUCGGCGCAAGCGUAACGCUUUGAUUACAGAAGGACUGCGAGCAGUGGUGUCUUUUUGUCAGUCGAGUAGUCGGUUUUUUAACGCCCCGAGAGACGUUAACACACCGACUCCGCGACUGAUUAGCCACACGAACGACUUCGUAAAUGCUAAAAGUCAUGCCAGAAAGAAAUGCUGGGUACAUCUACCAGCCAUCUUACUCCCCAAUUGGAUACCUGACGAUUCAUGAUAAGCCUUAGAGUGCUUGUAAACCACUGACAAAGAGUGCCGGCCCAAGAUGUUGCUGUAUUUACACCACUACUGACUCCUUUUUUUACGUGUUUGGAAAUACAUGUCAUACCCGAGACGAAAUAGUUGCUUUUCUUUGUCAGAAAUAAUACGUCGUUGAGUUUACGGUUAACACAGGAAAAUGUUAGAGCCUUCUUUUCCCGUGACAGAGAUAGCCUUACCGUAGGGGUGUUGGUUUGGAUUGCCACCACGAUUGUUGCCUGACAAGUCAGAAGAACAAACAAAGGAAACACUAAUAUUGGAGCCCCAUGUAUAGCCUGCGAAUACGGCCGUCUCUUCUCGCUCCUUGCCGCUAAGGACGUUUCGCUGGGCUACCUUAGGAAGUGAAUUCUCUUAUAGACUCUUUUUGUAUUGAAACGUUAAGAUCUAGAAAAUGGAUUGUUGUUCAAACUUCAUGGGUCGAUUAUUUAAACGAAGUCUAACUUAAGUCGCGGUUUAACAAAUCUUUGGACCUCAAAAUCUCUUCCUAAAUGGGUUAUUUUAAGAAGAUGAAUAUUUUUCUUGUCUACUCUGUAUGCUUUCAUAAAACUGUUCAUAAGAAAUGGUCUUUAGAUAAAACCGUUGGGCAAAUUGAAAAUGGCUUAGAACGCGGUUUUGUUAAACACUGGCUAAACUACGUUUAAAUGACUAGCUUCAUAUAUUUUUACUGGAAUGUCUGUAAAAGAAGGGUAUAUCUUGAAGACUAGAUAAUUAUGUGAUUUUCGGUUUGAUUUUUAGGGAGUCCACCCAGGUGUCAUCCAUGCACAGAGGCUUGUUAUAGGAAUUGGGUAGGGCUGAUCUCUGAUGAGACAGAGAAAGUGAACGAGUUGAAAGGCAAUGUGACAGAGCUGCUAGAGUCAUUUGGCAGCAUGUCUGUGGACGGAAUCAAUAGUACUUUACAAAUGCUAACGGCAAAUGUCACUUACGCAAAUGGAAUUUUCAGCAGCGGGGGAAGGGCUGACUUGGUGAAGAAACGUGAACAGAUUAACCGGGUAAGUACAGUGGAAUCUCUACAUGCGGACACCGCAGAGCUGUAAAUUACAGUCAGCUUACAAUGACGGUCCCCUUAUCGUUCCUAAAGUCGGUGGCGAAUUGUCAAAUACUAAAGAUUAUAAUUUUAUAUCUGAACGUUUGCAUAGUCAGGGCUGUCACAAAAGAUUUCGACUUGCCGGCUAUGGUUACAUGCAAUUAGUAAGCGGCGAAUGGAAGAUUUUCCCUAAGAUUCAUACAGUUUGUACCUCUCAGUACUGACACUUCUGUAAUGCCGGUGGCUGCCUCUGUCCCUUUGAUAUCCUUGAUUAUUAAGGAGGUUCGUUACUUGAGGUAGUAUCAUAGGCGGCCCAAACUUACGUUGCGAAAAGUAAUCUACAUGCCAUAGGUGACGCGUGGCCUUUGUGCUGGGUGCGCCGGUGUCGCGUUACUGGCGACCGUUGAAAAUAAGACUUUGUAUAAGUAAUAAAAUACUAAGAUCUGCGAACGGUAAAUAGAGUUAAAUCUAACUUUUCCUUCAAUGAACCAAUGACUCCACCCAUAAGACGAAGUCAAACGGCAUGCAUAAUGACUGUCUCUCGCUAGCAUGCAAGCAAGCUCUCCAUGUGGGGGAGUCGCGAGAAGUCACGCUAGAGGAGGAGUUUGUUCGCAGGGUAGUCUCUCGCAUUCUGUUUGUUCUUACUGUUUGGGUAUUCUAGACUGUGAGAGACUUGGUGAUUUAAUGGUUUUUUUGCUUAGUAAGAGCGAAUCUUGUCAUGUCAAUGAUAUUUUAACCAGACAAUCAGAACUAAUUUUAAAAAUCUUUUACAGAUUCAAAACUCCGUCAACUCUUUACAACAGCAAUUGAACUCUUCCCAGCAUUCAAUCGAGGACGCGCAAAAGUACCUGGCAGAACACGUGGUAAACUACAACGGAAGCGUGCGUAUUCUUCCAGCCACCCCUCUGUCGUACCCAUCUUUCCCUGUGGUGUGCCCCAGUGGGGGUGGGCUUAGUGUGAUUGUUGACUGGCAGUGUAUUGAAGCCAUGGCACAGAGCUACCGCCAAAGAGCUAUGAAAGCUAACGCCUCGGGAUACGCCAACUACACCAGCAUUCGAAGUAGUUACAGCAUGGUAAGAUGCUCAGAUGCACUAUUCUUGUUUUUACUUAAACUGGGGUGAAGAGAGACUUUUUUUUUAAAUCGCUCAGUCGACGCGAUUGUCUCAGUCGUUGCUCAAAGGGCUCGCACACGGUCUUGAAUUCUUGAAAAAGUCUUGAAAUUUGCGUAGCAAUUUUCCAUACCUAAAGUCUUGAAAAAUGAUAAUAAGUCUAGAGUUUUGUUUUGGAAAGCUGCAACAAUUGCUCUAUAAGGGAAAGUUUUUUAGUUUUAUUGUUUUGGUCAAAUCUAAUUCAACCUUGCUCUUACGUUUGCAGCGCAUCAUGAAAAAAAGUUUGUUCCUGCGUUUUUUAAGGUCUCUAUUGAUCACCUAUUUGAUAACCUUGAGUCUGAAAAAAGAAAUGAUUGUUUUGGAAAAAAGUCUGCAAAAAGUCUUGAAUUUUGGAUCCAGAAAUCUGUACGAACCCUUUGCUCAGAGUUAGGGGUUUUACUUAAAGAAAAACAAAAUGAUUAUUUGACUCAAUUUGAAUUCGCACUCCAGACAGGUGUAUUUCGUGAUUUUUUUGUUGCAAAAUUAAAGUUUAGAUAAAGCGAGAUGAUUAUUGUUGAACACCUUUUGCUUCUUAAAGUUAUUUAACAACAAAGUAUGUUGAGGAAUCCGAAAACAUGAAAGAGUGCAGCUAGAAACAGGCGACGCUGUAUGUCUCUUUUAGCUAUUUAGGCCAUUCAGCCUGACCGAGUGGUCAGCGCGUGGGACUCGCAAUCUGGCUUGGGUUCGAGUCCUGCUCUGGCGACUUGCUGGAUUUGUUCUCGGUUGUGCAGAUUUCAAAUCCUGGGUUGCCUCCUUCCAGUUAGGAUUUUAAUCCUGUUAUAUUAUAUUUGUGAUAGUUGUUUCUAAUUAUUUGAGUGUAGUGCCUGUAAACUAGCCGGAUAAGCUACGUGCACCUUACUAUAAACAAAGCUGUAAUUUUUUCACAUUUGUUCUUUGUCUUUGAAACAGAUUCAGCAAGCAAAUACCACAGCUUAUCUUGCUGCUAAUCAGAUCAGCGAAUCAAUCAACAAACUCGGGCUGGUGUCAGUGUUACGAGAGUCAGUCGAGUCACGUCUCGGUGACAGCUUUCAGAGCAUGUAUCGUAACCAUUCACAAAAGCUGGAAGAGAUCAGUCAAAUCAUUUCAGUUGUACAGGAGUUGGUGUCGCUUGCGCAAGACUUGGGAGAGAAAGCGAACAUGAAUUUGACGCAGGCGAUGGAGAUUGCUUCAGAAGCGAAGAAUGUUUCGGGUCAGCGGAGGCGUGAAACGCAAAGUGCGCGGGACAGCGCUUCAAAUGCUCUCUCUGAUGCGAUGCUGGUGGAGAUGGAAGCAGAGAAUGCCUUGAAUACAGCUACAGAGUUUAAGGUCAGUUUACAUGCCUCAUGAUAAAUAGGGAAUUGAUAGGGAGGAUCUUGCAUAUGCAAUGUCGGACCAGAAUGUUUGGGUUGUUUUUUUUGUGCGCCCCGGCAGAAACCAACUACGCGACUGACAAGCGACGCGAACGACUUCGUAGACGCUAAAAUACAUGCAAAAGAGAAACCUCUGCUCGCAGUAUAGAGCGAAAUGGCCGAAUGAUGAUGGUGAAUGAUAAAUAAAUUGGCCCGCUCGAGAAAAAUCUGUUGAAAGUAAAAAUGAAUUUUAUCCAUAGUCGGAGAAGUUCAAUCAAAAGUUAAAAAAAAUAAUCAUUUAUCGUGGAAAAACAAUCAUUGGCGUAUAACUCCCAUUGGAGAUAUCGUGGAGAACGCAGAGAAAUCCAAAACGAAAAGAAGAAAAUUUAUGAACUGGCAAAAAAGUUGGAGAAAAAUUUGAUACUCCAAAGUGAGUGACAUUUUUAUGAUGCUCAGGGAAAUGUCACGGGAAAAUGAAGUCGGGAGAAUAUAAUUUUGAAUGGACAGUAAUAAUAUAGGUUACACGCUUGUUGCUAUUGCUGACAUCACCUACUGUGUAGUUUUCGUUUUUCAAAACUCUCGUUCAUGUUACUCGAAAGGAUCAUUAUUUUUUUGUGUGUGUUUGUCAGUGCGGUGCUUAUUCGAAAAAAAGGAGGGAAGCGCUCAUUUGAGUAAAUGAAAGUAAUUUGAAAUACGUGCUAAAAACCACUAUAGAAACGAUUGGAACACUGGGCCUUGGAAACUUUCGCAAAGACUUCCGGGACUGUUACUAGGGGCAGGGAAAAUUGGCCAAUAGCUGACCAGUACCUAGUAACGAUCCCAGAAACAAUUGCGGGACGCGAUUUUGUUCCCGUUCCCUCCUCGUUUCUAAAGUGGCGAAUAGGACAUAUCCUAGUCAUUCAAAGACUACCGCAGCAUAUGUCAAUUGAACAUUCUAAUUUCUAGGAGAAUGCCACGAAGGUUCUUAAUUACACGAAAGAAGCCAUUGUUAACGUAACAGAAGACAUCAACACAAUAGCAAGAGUGAAAAACAUGACAACCGAAGCCAUGACGAUUGCAGAUGAAGUUCGAACCAUGACCAUGCCGGUUACACUUCACCAGAUUCAGAACUUAACAGAAGAUAUACUUAACACUAAUGUCAGCCGUGAGAUGGUGAAUCAGACUUUAGAAUCAGCUCAACAGGGGCUCAAGCAAGCCAGACAGGUGGAGGAGUUAUCACAGAAGGCCAUGUAAGUUGGAGAUUUGUUAGAUAAAAAGCCAGUUGUCAAGGUUUUGGCUUUCAGCUUGCUAUUUACUGAUUUUUUGGUGCUGUGUCGUAUAAGUGAGAGUAGACUCAUUUGCAUCGUACACGCAUAUCCGUCACAUUUGCCUGUUAGAUUAUUUUUCCCAUCUAAGAGACACUGACAACGCGAUCGCCACUUUGAAGACUAAAAAAUAACAGUCCGUUCACAGUUUAGUAAUAGCCUGUUGAAAGAAUGGGAAGUGAUUUAAGAAGAGAGGAUUAGACACCGGAUUCAAAGAAACAGCAAACAAUCGAUGAUUGACUAAAAUUUAGUUAAUUGUGAUCUCAUCCCAUUUCGACCUUCAUCUCAUUUUUGUUCUUUCCUUUUUGUUUUAAACAGAACCGUGGCACAACAGACACUCGGCCAAGUGCAGGAUAUAGAGACAGCUAUUAACUCAUCCCAGCAUCUCAGACAGCAAGGACUCACACUACAGCAACAAACUGAUACAAUGAUCAAUAGCAUCAACAAUAUCACUCAGACGGUAAGAGAAUAGCCUCCCACGCAAACCUUCUUAGGGGUUCGUCACGUAUUCCUGCCCGACGAUACUUGGGAGGAUUGCAUGACGAGCCAAAAGAACGUCUGCGUGGGAGGUUAGUAAGAGAAUGAUCUACUUUUUGCUUCCUCCGUUCCUCAUGUCGAGGGUCAGCGUUACUUGGGCACCGAACAGAUAUAUUUUUUAGGCUCUGUUCACACAAUAGAGGAUAGCUUUUUGUGUCGACAUGAAAUGCCACCCACCUUUCCGAUAUGUGACUCUCCACUUUAGAGAUCGGCUCGGCGCAACUUUUAGGGGCAUCCAACGACGGUUUCCUCCUGAACACAUUAAAAACACUUUUUAGACUGUUCAGAGUACUUUUAGGUCUCUAGAAAUGAAUUGUAAGCGGCGCUACAGAAUUUUUAUCUGUUCGGUCAUCCUAGGGAAACUUGAGCUUCGUCGAAAUUACAAGGGCUUCAGUAUUAUUUUUCCGAAAUUUUAGAUGCAAUUUAACGUUUAACGAUAGUGAGAAUUUUUCUGAUUCCUCUCUCCAUCACAUUUUGGAAUCAGAAACUUUUAGGUUUUCUUUUUUCUACCAUAAAAUAGUGUAACCUAGCCUGCGAGCAAGCUCUCCUAUUUGGGCGAGUGAAACGAGUGUAACCUGGGGAGUGAAAUGCGAGAAAUUAAACUUCAGAAUAUCGUGGUGAAUUUAUCAGAUAAGUUUCGAAAAUUGUACGUGAAUCGAACUGUCAUCUAGAAAUUGUUAACCGUCCUCAAGCUAUAGAAAAUUCUAGGCAAUAUUUUCUUCUCCGAACAGAUAUUUUACAGAAAACAGUCGUUGGGUGCCCCUGAGCUAUGCCCCGUUGCAAAAAUUUCGCCGAAAUCACCGUUCUUAUGUGUGAACAGAAUGCCUUUCCGGUAUGGUUUUGUUAAAAAGCUCUUCGGUAUGGUAUGAACAUGACCCUAAACUCCUUACCUUUCUGUAGAGAAAUCAGGCCGACAUUUUGUUAGGCUAAUGCAGUGCCAAGCGUGCAAAACAUUGUGUGAUGCCGGCAACCAAAAGAAUCUGUCGUGCAUUGUGUUUUGACGCCGGCGCCCGCCUUAGGCUACACGUGUAAUUUGAUUUGCAUAAUUGCCAUUAUUUCCAGAGCCAGAAAAUUCAAUUUGUUCUUUUUUCGUUGUCUGUCAGGUUGAAGACCGUUUCUCAGCUUCUUAUUCGUCAGGACAAAGUUUACUCACGAAGAUCAACAAUACUUUGUCUAACAUGGAUGAAAGCCUGAUGUGCUUUGACAAAGCGAAGACUGAUUCACAAAACGCGUCGCGAACCGCUCAGCUUGCUUUCAACAUCUCCGAGACUGCUAAGCAGGUACGUUCGUUAUUCUUUUGACGUUUAUUCGACGUUUUUGCUCGCUUAUCGCUCUCCUAGUAUUACACCGCAAAGAGCACUGAUUGACCUCGCAGAACAGUAGUAUGUGCGAUGCACAAAUCUGACUGUUCAACCAUCUUCAAAGCAGAGACCUCAUGUAUUGCUUUUCUUUUAUCAGACGUUCGACAACAGUAGUGCAUCUCUGCCGCCGGUCGCAUCUUUGGUGAACUCGUCUUAUGAUGCAGCGAAUGCGAGUCUUUCAGAGAUACAACAAACUCACGACGACUCAGAACAGCUUCUACAAGAUGUGGUUGAGGCUGAAGGU